AUGAUGCUGAAGCCUAACGUGAUAGAAGCCAUUGUCGAUCUGCAAAACAAGGAAAUAAUGAAACGGGUGGGGGCCAAACAUAUAUGCCAAGGUCUAUUGUUCGGUACACAUUGUUUCAUGCCAAAACUUGUCCAUGUUGAAACACAUAUGAGGACUCACUGUAUUGGCGAUGCCAAUUUUCAUCCGGAGAGAUGGCUUCAAGUCCAUACGGAUGAUAAUGGCAGCGAUCAUACAAUCGGAGGAGCGAAAAUACUGAAACGCACCAGCACAAUAAGAUGGGCAAUGUACUUCAUACGCGAUCAGAAGCGCACGCUGGCGUUACAGAACAGACAACUUUCCCCAUAUCUGCUGCGUACAGGUCCACGGUUCAAGGGUAACGUAUUGGUUGUAAAGGUACACAACCUUACAGGCGGCGAAGAUAUUCAGGUUGUAGAGAUUGAAUGGCUACAAAAGAUCAUGAUAACGGCAUUGGCUAAGGAGAUGAAUGCAAGAAUGUGA
Messenger RNA from Desarmillaria tabescens, 498 nucleotides. RefSeq lists its product as uncharacterized. The coding region runs from base 1 to 498 and encodes 165 amino acids. NCBI's taxonomy places the organism in Eukaryota, Fungi, Basidiomycota, Agaricomycetes, Agaricales, Physalacriaceae. The transcript has 3 exons. The record is from RefSeq and is a predicted model, not a curated record.